UUGCGGUCCUCCAUAGCUGACGGGGAAGAAGAAGCAUGGGAUCUGGAUCAGGAGCCGUGCUGGUGCUUGUGACAGCAUGUCUAGCGAUUGCCCCACCCUGCGCUCUGGCUUCUUCUCGCAAAAAAUAACCAUGAGGCACCCCCUGCGGAGCACAGGGCUCGAACGCGGGUGGUAGGCUGGGCGUGCACCCGCACACGUGCUUCUAGCCAACUGGUUUGGUCUGGAUAUUACGCAACCAAAAUUACUGAACUCCACAAAUGGUUCAUUUACCCCAAGCUCACAUGUUGAUUUUGACCCUUCAAAAUCAAAGCGACUCUCGUGGCAUCCAAGGUUUUCUCUCUCACAUGGAGUGUGACCACUUAGUAUCUAUGGCACAUGGUAAGAUAGGGUCAUCUGUACUUGUUAAUGAUGGUGCUACAAAUAUUUCCCAGAACAAUAUUGAUGCAGGCCUCAUAUUUAGCCUGGCUGAUAGCAAGGACAUAGUUGUUUCGAAGAUUGAAGAUAGGAUAUCAUUAUGGAGUUUUAUUCCAAAAGAGCAUGGGGAGAGCAUGCAGAUUUUGAAGUAUGGAGCAAACCAAAGUGACCCUAACAAGGAAGAAACUCAAUCGAGCAGUGGUGCCAAUAGGCUUGUUACCAUUUUGAUGUAUCUUUCUGAUAUCAAGCAAGGUGGUGAAACUGUUUUCCCCAGAUCUAAGCUGAAGGAUACUCAAGCCAAGGAAAGGGCACCUUCUGAAUGUGCUGGUUAUGCAGUGAAACCUGUCAAGGGCAACGCAGUUCUGCUGUUCAAUUCAAGGCCUGACGGAGUCGCCGACAAGGACAGUCAGUACGAGUUCUGUCCUGCCGUCGAAGGGGAGAAAUGGCUUGCCAUAAAACAUAUGUAUGCAAGCAAGAUCGAUAAAUCAAAACCUUCGCCGGCAUCCGAGGAUGAUGAUUGCACCGAUGAAGAUGGUAACUGUGUCAGUUGGGCCGCUGCCGGCGAAUGCGAAAAGAAUCCUGUGUUUAUGAUUGGCAGUUCAGACUACUAUGGCACUUGCAGGAAGAGCUGCCAUGCGUGCUAGAUGUUUUUCUUGUUUUCGUGCAUUGCCCUUAGGGAUGUCUCUUAGCAUUUUCGUUGUUUAAUACAGGCAUUGGUGUUGUAAGUGGAAAAUGAUUCAGCAAAUUGUGCACUGCCCACAGAUAAUCUUUACUGUUGUCAGGAAAUGUAGUACAUAGGUAUUGGAUUGGCUGCUCUUAUAAAGUUAUGGAAAAUAAUUCUGACCUCA
Molecule: messenger RNA, 1262 nt
Organism: Triticum dicoccoides
Lineage: Eukaryota; Viridiplantae; Streptophyta; Magnoliopsida; Poales; Poaceae
Product: probable prolyl 4-hydroxylase 7
Exons: 8
Coding region: 258-1058 (266 amino acids)
Biological process (GO): peptidyl-proline hydroxylation to 4-hydroxy-L-proline
Cellular component (GO): endoplasmic reticulum
Molecular function (GO): iron ion binding; procollagen-proline 4-dioxygenase activity; L-ascorbic acid binding
Source: RefSeq, a predicted model, not a curated record